GCCAGCCAACAGAAUUGUUUGUGCAUGGACAGCUAUGGAGAAAAUCAACAGAGAUAAUGGUUGUCUCUUUGUUAUCCGUGGGUCACAUAAAGGAGUUCUGGAACAGCAUGACUAUCCUGACUGGGAGAAUGGUGUGAAUAAGAUGUAUCAUGGUGUUAGAGGCUAUGAUGGUGUACCCAAGACAAUGCUGAGUAUGGAAAAGGGUGACACUGUUUUCUUUCACCCCAUCCUUUUACAUGGAUCAGGAGCUAAUCGUACCCAGUAUUACCGCAAGGCAAUAUCCUGUCAUUUUGCAAGUUCAGAAUGUGAUUACAUUGAUGUGAAAGGUACAACCCAAGAGAACAUUGCCAAGGAAGUUGAAGAAAUAGCUGUAACGAAAGGUAUCGAGGGCCUUAAUUUCAAGGACAUCUGGAAGUUCCGCAGCCGUUUAGUUCGUGGUGUGGAAAUCAACUUGUAAUGAAUGACCUAUUGUGUGAUUGUCUGUCAAGUGGAUAUAUCUCCUGUACUGACAUAAAUUCAUAGUUUACUUUAUACAUCAGAGUUGCUCAUUAAUGUGUAUGGGGAACCCCAGCUAAUACCUAAGCUGGUCUAAAUCAUAUCAUGGGUGGACAUCACUUUGACCUAACUUGGUGGACCUCACCACAACUCUGGCUGGCUCACUUUAUCAUGAGCCGGUCUUACGUUAAUGCAUAUUAAUAAGUUGUAAAAGGGGAUGUUGUUAUCACGAAAUUGUUAUUGUGUUGCAUAUUAACCAGUGAAUCUACUAUACAGUACAGUUGCCAGCAAAAGUUCUCCCACAGCCGUGUAGAAAGUUGUUGGAGAACUUUUGCCGGCAACUGUACAUACCGGUGUGCAUAUUGAUAAUACAUUGCAUAUAUACGUACUGCGUAUAUACUGUAUACGUACUGUACAUACAUAUAUUGAUAAUGCAUUGCAUAUAUACAUAUGGAUAAUACAGGAUACUUUUAUACAUAUACGUUUUGUACGUAUGUAUAUUGAUAAUCAGUUGCAUACCAGGUGUAUACUUUUAUAUAUUGGUACUGUACUUUUUUUUUUAAUUCCGGGAUUAGCCCACUUGGUCACAGGUCACUGACCCACGUCCGGGCUUGGGGGGCAAAAAGUAAUAAAAAUAAUAAUUGUUAAUAAAAGAAUAAUAAUAAUAAUAACAAUGUAAUAAUAAUAAUAAAGAACCAUAAAGAAAUACAAAAUGGGAAUAAAAGAUCAAAAGUGAGAAACAAUAUAUGUAUGAUGUUUUGUCAAUAGUAAGAGAAACAAUUGACCUGCAAUUACGUAUAUUGAUAAAAUACAUUGCAUAUAUACUUCUGUAUAUAGGUACUGUACUGUAUAUUGCUAAUAUGUUGCAUAUAUUUGAAGAAUU
This is a messenger RNA of Homarus americanus (American lobster), 1378 nucleotides long. RefSeq names its product phytanoyl-CoA dioxygenase, peroxisomal-like. Lineage: Eukaryota; Metazoa; Arthropoda; Malacostraca; Decapoda; Nephropidae. Gene Ontology annotation, biological process: fatty acid alpha-oxidation. The record is from RefSeq and is a predicted model, not a curated record. Gene Ontology annotation, molecular function: phytanoyl-CoA dioxygenase activity.